This is a messenger RNA of Coprinopsis cinerea okayama7#130, 1886 nucleotides long. Its product is annotated as Sim15. NCBI's taxonomy places the organism in Eukaryota, Fungi, Basidiomycota, Agaricomycetes, Agaricales, Psathyrellaceae. Bases 1 to 1671 code for a protein of 556 amino acids. The transcript is spliced from 10 exons. Gene Ontology annotation, cellular component: cytoplasm. The record is from RefSeq and is a predicted model, not a curated record. Gene Ontology annotation, molecular function: aldehyde dehydrogenase (NAD+) activity. Gene Ontology annotation, biological process: aldehyde metabolic process.
AUGGCUGGCUAUACGUCCCUCAAAGAUAUCGAGAAGAUCCACAAAGAAGUUCAUGAAACUUUCCUAGCAGCAUCACUCCCCUCGCUUGUCGACUCAGCCAGAACCCGAUCCACCAGCCCCUUCCCUCUCUUCUCCAUCCCCUACCGCAUCCACCAACUCCACCAACUCGCCAAACUCGUCCAAGACAAUGCGUCUGCCUUCCAAGAAGCGCUCCAUGGAGACCUAGGCAAGCCACCCCGCGAAGUUCUUAUGGCGGAGGUCGGCCCUGUCAUCGAGCGGAGCCUCGCCGCUGCUGCUCAAGUCGAAGAGUGGGCGAAGACGGAAUAUGUACAGGGCGUUCCUGCGUGGCAGAGCGAGUGGAAAGCCCGUGUUGAGAAGAGGGCGAAAGGUGUGGUGCUCAUUAUCUCGCCAUGGAACUACCCUAUGAUCCUGACCUUCCAGCCACUCAUGGGUGCACUAGCGGCUGGGUGCUGCGCUGUUAUCAAGCCCUCGGAAAUGGUACCCCGCUUCUCAGCCCUCCUAGCCGACCUAGUCCCCAAGUAUCUCGAUUCUGCGGCCUAUCGCGUUGUACAAGGAGCUGUACCGGAGAUUACGCGGUUGAUCGAACUCAAAUGGGACCAUAUCUUCUAUACCGGAAACGGACGCGUCGGACGCAUAAUCUCAGCAGCAGCGGCAAAACAUCUUACACCGCUCACGCUCGAGUUGGGCGGCAAGUCGCCUGUUAUUGUCGAUGUUGAUACGUGUGGUGACCUCGAGUUGGUGGCGAAGAGGAUUAUUUGGGGGAAGAUUAACAAUGCUGGGCAGAUCUGCAUCGCACCUGACUACGUCCUCAUCCAAUCCUCCCACAUUCCAGCGCUCAUCCAAGGCAUAAAGAAAGCCCUCGACGAAUUCUUCCCCUCCGGUGCACUUUCCUCCAAAGACUACGGCCGCAUCGUCACCCCGCUCCACUUCAACCGCGUCAAAUCCCUCCUCGAGCGUACGAAAGGCCGAAUCGUCCUGGGAGGCAAGACGGGUAAGGGUGGUGAAGAUGCGCAGGAUCGGGGAAUUGAGCCUACGGUUGUCGUGUUUGAGAGUUUGGAGGAGGCGGGGAGGGAUGUGUUGUUGGAGGACGAGUUGUUUGCGCCGCUUUUGCCUGUUGUUGGUGUUGAGAGUGUUGUGGAUGCCUUGGAGUAUGUUAGGAGACGAGAUCAUCCUCUCGUGCUCUACGCUUUCACGAACGAUGAAAACUUGAAGCAGUAUAUUUCGGAUUCCACAAUGAGCGGCAACCUUGUAUUCAACGAUACCUUCCAACAACUUUCAGUCGAUCAAUUACCCUUUGGAGGAGUCGGUGAAUCUGGACAUGGACGGCAAACUUUGAAGUAUACCUUUGAUGAAUUUGUGUAUCAGCGGAGUGUGGUUGAUAUUCCUCAGAGCGCCGAACCGGGUCUCCAAAUCCGAUACCCGCCCACUACGCAAGCGAAUCUUGAUUUCUUCUCUGUUGCGUUGAAGAGGGAGAUACCGGAGGUUAAGCCUAAGCCUGAGUCUGAGGUGCAUGGCGUGAAGACGGCGAUGAAGACUGCAGUGCCGUUAGUGAAUGGCAAGGGGGUUAACGACGUCAACGGGGUGAAUGGUGUCAAGGGGGUGAAUGACGUUGUGGUUGAUGUUAAGCCUGUUAAUGGGACGGGGGUUUAAUGGAAUAAUGAAGGAGGACGAGGAUGUUCGUGACGGGAGAGUCGCCUAGGGUUGUGACUGUCUUUGCGAUUCUUUUAUAUUUAUGGUUAUCCGCUUAUGCUAUCUUGCGUGUUAGGAUUUGGAUUAAUGUCUACAAAAAAUGUAGUGUGUAGGAUUAUCACGUAUCACUCGUGUAUUUGGAUUAACGAGUAGUCAGAGUAAUGGUAUCGUAUCUU